This is a messenger RNA of Mugil cephalus (flathead mullet), 2350 nucleotides long. It is a transcript of the gene mbd3b, whose product is annotated as methyl-CpG binding domain protein 3b. The transcript has 7 exons. Bases 256 to 1080 code for a protein of 274 amino acids. Gene Ontology annotation, molecular function: DNA binding. The record is from RefSeq and is a predicted model, not a curated record. Lineage: Eukaryota; Metazoa; Chordata; Actinopteri; Mugiliformes; Mugilidae.
CUCGUGCCCCGACGAGACGGGCAGGUAGUGAUGAGGCUGAAGUCCGCGGCGGAGCGAUCUGCGCGACGACAAAGACACGAGAUGUUGGUAGCAGGGAGAUCCCAUUACAGCAGGCGCAUGUUGUAAUAUGGUCGAAACAAAAGCGUAAGAAGCGAUAGGCCUGUCAUCCAAAAACUAUAUCGACACAUUUCUUAAAAACCCAGUCUGGCUAAUCGCAGUAACCUUUAGUGGACUUAUAGGCUACUCGCGUGGGAAAUGGAGAAGAAAAGGUGGGAUUGCACUGCUCUCCCCAAGGGCUGGAAAAUGGAAGAAGUGACCAGAAAGUCGGGUUUGUCAGCUGGAAAAAGCGAUGUCUAUUAUUUUAGUCCAUCUGGGAAGAAGUUUCGGAGCAAGCCUCAGCUGGCCCGUUACCUUGGUAACCAGAUGGACCUCAGCUCCUUUGAUUUCCGCACUGGGAAGAUGCUGAUGAGCAAGCUGAACAAGAACCGCCAGAGGCUUCGGUACGACAACAACAACCAGAACAAGGGGAAGCCUGACCUGAACACAUCGCUUCCAGUCAGACAGACGGCCUCCAUCUUUAAGCAGCCUGUUACCAAGGUGACCAACCAUCCCAACAACAAAGUGAAGACAGAUCCUCAGAAAGCCGUCGACCAGCCCAGACAGCUCUUCUGGGAGAAGAAACUCAGUGGUCUUAAUGCGUACGACAUUGCAGAGGAGCUGGUGAAAACAAUGGAACUACCUAAAGGCUUGCAAGGUGUUGGUCCAGGCUGCACAGACAAAACUCUCCUGUCGGCCAUAGCGAGCGCUCUCCACACCAGCGCUGCUCCCAUCACUGGGCAGCUGUCUGCUGCUGUGGAGAAGAACCCGGGAGUCUGGCUCAACACUGCACAGCCACUGUGCAAGGCCUUCAUAGUCACAGAUGAGGACAUCAGGAAACAGGAGGAGCUGGUGUACAGUGUGAGGAAAAGGCUGGAGGAGGCGCUCAUGGCUGACAUGUUGGCCCACGUCGAGGAGGCUGCCAGUGAAGGAGAAGCUGUGAAGGAGGAGGGCAACGGCAGUGAAGACAUGGAGAGCGUAUAGCACAGGUUUUUAGCAAACUCCGGCUGGGCGCGUCCGACGCCCGCGCCACCGUGAACAGUAGGGCCCCUAUUCCAGUCCAGCCCCCGGGAACUGUCCUCCAGUAUCGACGUCCACCUUAAACCUAAACCCGACUAACUCCAGUGCGGCUUGAAGAGCUGUCGUCCUUCACCACACCACAAACCAACACGAGCCCUUAAUGCAUCUAUUCAUCACCAACUCCACUGGAUGGGACUCCUCCACCGUGUUUCUGAGCCCUGGUGAAUUUUGGACGAGGACCUUUUUAAAACUAAAAUUAAGAAUCAUGAAAUCACGUGAAAUGAACUCUCAAAUGUUAAAAAAUCUCCACAGUGCGUUCGCUUCGUGUUCAGUAAUAAGUGUAUUUUUUACUAAACGUCUUUGUAGUUUUUGUGACAAUCAUGUCAAACACACGUCAGUCAGCAGGAGGUCGAUUCGUUUGCUGUUCUAUUUCGUGCAGAUCGGGAACAAACGUUUUUUGUAUUUUUGGGGCAUCUCUUUCUUGAAUUUGUACGAUGCACUCCGCGAGUAAUCUGAACCAACAAACGCAGAUUUUCUUUUUCUAGUGGACUGAGUAUACAGAGUAGAGUUGAUUUUAAUAGGGGCCUACCUGUGGGCAGCCGAUGUUACUUAACACAGAUGGCAUAGUUGCUGUAUCUAUUGGAGAUUGGAGUGGACAGAGUUUUUAUUGUUGCGAUUUCAAGGAAAUAUUAUCUUUUAUGUCAGCUGUAUUGUCCUAUGAGUCAUGUUCAGUAUUGACCAAAGAGGGGACACGUUUUCACCGUGAGUAUAAUGGCCCUGUUGUUAUACAACGAAACUUAAGAAAGCUAAUAAGUGUACAUGAUGGUGCUGAGCCAGAUGGGAGAGAAAUGACCUCUUUCGGUUAAACAGUUUUUAACACUCAUCAUUGUUUUAGGUGCUCUCUGAUGUUGUGAGACAAAGCUAUUCAAGACUUUGCUACUGUCACAGCUUCAGCUGGGGUUUUUUUUUUUGUUUGUUUUUUUUCUAUCAAUGUUACCACACACAUGCUGCUUCCUCUGAAACCCACUCACAGAAAUUGGUGACACCGGAAAUUACAGUAAAAUUGAGUUUGAAGCCUUCUCGCUUAAUACCUGAGGAUUUGUAUUUUAUAUCCCUGAUAAAUGAAUUCUGAAUGCAUUUUAAACCAUGAAAUUCCCUUCACAAUGUCAGCAGGCUGAUUGCUGUAACGAAUUUGAUUGUAUGACUUAUUAAAAUACAUCAAGAUGUCACAAAA